Messenger RNA from Drosophila guanche, 2226 nucleotides. RefSeq names its product protein panoramix. Bases 57 to 2129 code for a protein of 690 amino acids. The transcript has a single exon. The record is from RefSeq and is a predicted model, not a curated record. Lineage: Eukaryota; Metazoa; Arthropoda; Insecta; Diptera; Drosophilidae.
CCCUACAAGUAUUUGUAUUGAUAAACAUAGUAUGCCAAAAGUAAAUAGUUCAUAAAAUGGAAGAACUGCUAAAUGUUGAGAUAAAAAGUGAAAGUAGGAGCCGGAUGGACGACAACGCGAGUACCCCGCUCCAACAGCUCGACGAGAACGACGACACGCCGCUGCGCUAUGAUGUGAACGCUUGCCCAGACCCCCCCGGCUUUUCGGCCACUGGCAAUGGGAAUGGAUGGGAAAGCGACCACGACGAUGUGGGGAUCCCAUCCAUUCCUCGUACUCCACGAAGUGACCUGACAGUGCCAAAUAGUCCAACCAUCGCCAUCAAAGCAGAGCCGGAGAUUCCAGUUGUCAAGACAGAACACGAUACAUCAUUCCUGGACGUGCUAUUCGAUGAUGUAGAUAAGAUGGGAGGCACCGCUACCUUCGAUGGUAUUCCAAGUGUUUUCAGCAAAAAGGAGGAAAUUAACGACAUGGACUUGGAACCGCCCCAAGCAGUUGUAAAGGUGGAGGAGCCUGAAGGUACAGAAAGCCUGGAAGAACUUGAAGCGAUCCGCAGAACGCGUGAGAAGGAGUUGCAAGAGUUAGAAGAUAUACACGAGACAGAAGAAACGCAUACGAAGAAGAAGAGGAAACGAAAGCGCAAGAGGGAUUACUAUGGAAACAAUAUUUCGAUCGAUGAUAAUCAAAAGGAAAAUAAUCACACCUCACGGGACAGUAAACGCACAAGCGAAGAACACCAAAGGGACCGUAAGCGCACAAGGGAAGAGCACCAAAGGCGCCAAAGCGAAGACUAUCCUGAGGACAAAAAACGCCAGCGGGAAGAAUAUCCAAAGGACAAUAGACGCCAGCGCGAAGACUAUCUUGAGGACAAUAAACGCCAGUGCGAAGAUCAUCCAACGACCAAUAGACGGGAUCGCGAAGACUAUCCAAGGGACAAAAGACGCCACCACGAGGACAUUCACAGGUACAAAAUACGUCACCACGAGGAUAACCAAAGAGAUAAGCGCAAACGCGAGGAUAAUCAAUGGGACAGUAGACGCGAUUAUGAAGCUAAAUACAGCGACAAUAGAGGCCCCCGUGAGCAUAGUCAAAGGAGCAGUAAACGCCUAAGCGAGGAACCUGAAAGGCACAGUGGACGCCGAAGCGAGGAACAUCAAAGGGACAAUGAACGCACACGCGAAGAUAACGAGACUGAAUUUCGAGCCCAUCGUGAUGCCACGAUAAGAGUAACUGCAUCUAAUGGCCUGCCGCGGAUUGCAGUCAUCAAAUUGGAGCCGAGGGCCGCUGCGAAUGCAGAUUCGGAUGAGGAGUGGAUCUAUGUUCGAGACGACGAGAGACAGAUCAAAGUUGUGAAUCCGGAUAAGUUGUUCCAGCCAGAGCAGGGUAAGGCCGUUGCGGCGGCGGCAGUGAAACCAGAGCCAGAACCCGAGACGCUGACAAAACGAGAAAAGAUCAACUUGGCCAUAGGCCGUGCCAAGAAAGUGCUCGAGCUCUACAAGCGAAAGAAAACAAACGCCCAGGAAGACGAGUUCCUUAUGGUGAACACCAUACACAAAGUGCCCAAAAGCAACUGCUUUAUGACACAAGAGGAGUUCGAGAAUCCCUCGCCGAUAUGCAAUAACCAAAAUGUGAUAUAUGAGUUCAAUUCGACGCCAGGAACACAGAUUGAUUUGGCUAAAUGGGGAUUGGAAACUGUGCCCAAUAGCACCAGGGAUCUGCUUCGGCUGCUGUCCUACGAUGUGGAUCAUCUGAAACAGGCUCGGCUCAAGGCACAGCCCAGCCAGCGCAUUCUCAAGCUGAAACAGGAGCAGCUCUUCAAUGCACCAUCCGAAGCGGAGGAAUGCGACCCAGCUUCCCUUCUAAGAACUACCUCAACCCAAACUGACCGCAGGACCCACACGGAAAGCGUUGGUACUCAGGUCAAUCUACAGGACCAGAUAACAGGGGUCUACUGGCAUGAUCCAGACUUUGACAUGACCUUGUUGACGGCGGACCAAACAAAUUUGACACUUAAUCUUCAAAAGAUCACUCGCACCCUGCCAUCUCCCGCAUUGGCAGAGAAAAUCCUGAUUGUGCUUCAAUCUGUUCUGGAUAUACAGCGCGAAUUUUACCAGCGCUAUGGAGGAAAUUAAGCAAUGAUUCUCAUUUCAUUUCAUUCUUUGUAUAAUUCGUAAUUCGUACAUAGAGAAACCAAAAAUAUAUAUAGCAUCGAAGUGCCUACUGUUACUG